This is a messenger RNA of Manduca sexta (tobacco hornworm), 748 nucleotides long. RefSeq names its product phosphatidylethanolamine-binding protein homolog F40A3.3. NCBI's taxonomy places the organism in Eukaryota, Metazoa, Arthropoda, Insecta, Lepidoptera, Sphingidae. The record is from RefSeq and is a predicted model, not a curated record. The transcript is spliced from 5 exons. Bases 128 to 685 code for a protein of 185 amino acids.
GUCAAGAAAUGAAAGAGACAAAAACUUAGGUGGACGUGUGUGAUACGAUUAUCGUGGUAUGUUUCUCAGGAGUUCCACUCAGUGUCAAUUUAACGCUCGUUUUGAAAGAACGUUCUUGUAAGCCGCCAUGUCUCUGGUCGCACAAGCCUUCGAGUCCAGUCACAUAGUGCCGGACGUCAUACCAACUCCGCCUUCAGUCAACAUCCAAUUGUCAUACCCAAGCGGCGCUGUUGCGUCCCAGGGCAAUGAGUUGACUCCUACGCAGGUUAAAGACCAGCCCAAUGUAGUCUUCGAAGCUGAACCGAACGCGUUCUACACACUUAUUUUCACAGACCCGGAUAAUUACGACGGCCCAGAGCCAGUGUACCGCGAGUGGCAUCACUGGCUGGUGGGCAACAUUCCCGGAGGAGACGUUUCCAAGGGUGAAGUGCUGUCUGGGUACAUCGGCUCCGGCCCACCAGAGGGCACUGGGAUCCAUCGCUACGUGUACAUUGUCUACAAACAGCCAGGGAAACUGGUGUUCGAUGAGAAGAGACUGACUAACAAGUCCAUCGAUGGCCGUGCCGCCUUCUCCACGAAGAAGUUUGCUGAGAAGUACAACCUAGGCGCGCCAUUGGCUGGCAAUUUCUACCGCGCCCAGUUCGACUCUUACGUGCCACUUCUGUACAAGAGCUUGGGAGCAUAAGUUUAUAUGAUAAGAAUGUUGUAAUAAAUAAUUUAUUUUCAAUACAGUAAAUUCUCGAAGAAA